AUGCCAAUGGCAUCAAAGAUCCCGUUUAAAAAUGACGGGAGCUUCCUGGAAUUGUUCAAGCAAAUGCAAGCUGAACAAGAGAGAGUGUCGAUUGAAAAACCCAUAGUUUCUGACGUGGUUAAAGUAGAAAAAGUGGAUGACUUUGACAGUGAAGUUUGCAAAGUUGAGGAUGAAAAAGUUAUUCCCGAUGAUCCUAAGGUUUUGGUGGCCAUCGAAUCAUUAGUUCUUCGUGUUUGUGGCAUGUCUCAUAGUCUCUGUGAAGCAGAAAUCAAGAAGUUUGAGGACAGUAUUCAGUAUUGGUUCUUAACUCUUCCGGAGACCAAUGAAUAUAAAUUUUUCAGAAAAAGAUUGGCUGAAGCUCGCAAGCACAAAAUAUCAUGUCCAAUCAAAUCCGAGCCCACAAGUAAUUGCAAAUCAGAGGGUGAUGAGUCAAACCCUGCCAAGAAACGUCGUUCCAGAUGGGAUGAAAAAGGCAAUGAACCUGAAACAAGCGGAGCUACUAAAAACACUUUAGAUGGCUCACUCGCUUCCGCAAUCACAUUAGCUAAAGCUGCUGCAGCUGCUGCAAAAACUCAAGGGGUAAAUACUUCCAAUCCGAACCAAUUCACUGGUGGCGUUGUGCUUACACCUGAACAGGCUGAACAGAUUCGUUAUCAGAAAGAGCUUCAAGCAAUGCAAGAGUUUAUCUUAGCACAAAAGCGAUCAAAAUCAAAAGAGGAAGAACUUAUGGCUCGUAUCGCUGGUGUAAACUAUGGAAAUAAACCAAGGGUUACUAAGGAUGGCUUAGUCAUCAAAUAUGAAUAUGAUUCCGAUGAAGACUGUGAAGGUGGAACAUGGGAGCACAAAUUAAGAAAUGCGGAAAUGGAAGCGACCCGAGAAUGGGCUCAGAAGCUAACUGAAAUGGGUCAUGGAAAGCAUCACAUUGGUGACUUCCUGCCCCCUGAUGAGUUAGAACGUUUCAUGGAAACUUUCCGUGCUUUAAAAGAAGGUCGUGAACCAGAUUAUUCUGAGUACAAACAAUUCAAGUUAACUUGUGAAAAUGUCGGUUUUCAAAUGUUGGAGAAAAUGGGUUGGAAAGAAGGUGAAGGACUUGGUGUUGAUGGUCAGGGUAUCCUUAAUCCAGUUGACAAGGGGAAUGUUCUUGUUGAAGGUGUUGGCUUGGGAAUUGAUCGUCCGUCUAAACUAGUAAAAGAAGAUGACGAAUACGAUGCGUACAGAAAACGUAUGAUGUUAGCAUAUCGAUUUCGCCCAAACCCUUUAAACAAUCCUCGACGGGACUAUUACUAG
Messenger RNA from Heterobilharzia americana, 1287 nucleotides. Lineage: Eukaryota; Metazoa; Platyhelminthes; Trematoda; Strigeidida; Schistosomatidae. The record is from the annotation of a GenBank genome assembly.